Messenger RNA from Chroicocephalus ridibundus (black-headed gull), 9520 nucleotides. RefSeq names its product myosin VIIA (gene MYO7A). The transcript has 49 exons. Gene Ontology annotation, molecular function: ATP binding; protein binding; cytoskeletal motor activity. NCBI's taxonomy places the organism in Eukaryota, Metazoa, Chordata, Aves, Charadriiformes, Laridae. Gene Ontology annotation, cellular component: myosin complex; cytoskeleton. The coding region runs from base 246 to 7271 and encodes 2341 amino acids. The record is from RefSeq and is a predicted model, not a curated record.
AAGGAAGGUAACGGAGAGAAGUCUUGGGGAAAUGAAGAGGUUUCCAGUUAAUGCUGCAGUCGUUUUUCCAGAACGGGCGGUUGCAGUGUCCUUCAUGUCUCUGACCAAGUAUCACCCCUGACUGGAGAGACUGGAAGAAUUUAAGUGAAGAGAAGCAAAGUUGCUCAGUUUGCUUUGAGACUCCGGCAGCACCAGUUCUAUGGAGCAAGCAUGCUAGAUGGCCAGUGGAGGACCAUGGCUGGUGCAUGGAAAUUUUUCUGCUAGGAGAAGAUCUUUACCGAGAGCCAUAUUGUGAAUCAGGUCAGAGGGUGUCCUGCAAGCAGCAGGCACGGUCACGCUGGAGGUCUAAAGCAAAGCAACCACAGCUUCCUGGCAUUCAUGGUGGAAUACACAUAGAAAGCAGAGAAAGGGACAAAUACCACUGUGAGAUUCUGGAAAUGCUGAAGAAGAAGAAAGUCGUUUUCAUGCAGCCAUGCGCUGAGGUGGUGGAAGAUCAGGAGAGAGACCAGGGCAAAUGGACACUACUCCGCAAUGUCAACCAGGCCCUGAAGCCCACAACCAUUUUAGCGGGGGAUUAUGUGUGGAUGGACCUCAAAACUGGACGGGAAUUCGACGUCCCCAUUGGAGCGGUGGUUAAACUGUGUGACUCUGGACAGAUCCAGGUUGUGGAUGAUGAAGGCAAUGAGCACUGGAUUUCCCCGCAGAAUGCCAGCCACAUCAAACCCAUGCACCCCACCUCCAUCCAUGGAGUGGAGGACAUGAUCCGCCUGGGGGACCUGAACGAGGCAGGAAUCCUCAGGAACCUGCUGAUCCGCUAUCGGGAGCACCUCAUCUAUACAAACUGCGGCGGGAGGACAUACACUGGUUCAAUACUGGUGGCAGUGAACCCCUACCAGCUCCUACCCAUCUACUCACCUGAGCAGAUACGCCUGUACACCAACAAAAAGAUUGGUGAGAUGCCACCACACAUCUUUGCAAUUGCUGACAACUGCUACUUCAACAUGCAGCGCAACAACAAGGACCAGUGUUGUAUCAUAAGCGGUGAAUCCGGAGCAGGGAAGACAGAAAGCACAAAACUGAUUCUGCAGUUCCUGGCUGCCAUCAGCGGUCAGCACUCCUGGAUCGAGCAGCAGGUCCUGGAGGCAAAUCCCAUCUUGGAAGCUUUCGGGAAUGCAAAGACCAUCCGUAAUGACAACUCCAGCCGAUUUGGGAAGUACAUCGACAUCCACUUCAACAAAAGGGGAGCCAUCGAGGGAGCGAAGAUUGAACAGUACCUGCUGGAGAAGUCCCGGGUCUGCAGGCAGGCCCAGGACGAGAGGAAUUACCAUGUGUUUUACUGCAUGCUGAGAGGAAUGACGAUGGAGCAGAAGAAGAAGCUGGGUCUUGGGAAAGCCACGGACUACAACUACCUUGCGAUGGGUAACUGCACAACCUGCGAUGGCAGAGAUGAUAGCAAGGAGUACGCCAACAUCCGCUCCGCAAUGAAGGUCCUUAUGUUCACCGACACGGAGAACUGGGAGAUCUCCAAGCUGCUGGCUGCCAUCCUGCAUAUGGGGAACCUGCAAUAUGAAGCUCGGACCUAUGACAACCUGGAUGCCUGCGAGGUUGUUCAGUCGGCAUCACUAAUCACUGCGGCAUCGUUGCUGGAGGUUGACCCUCAGGAUGUGAUGAACUGCCUUACCAGCCGGACUAUAAUCACCAGGGGUGAGACUGUAUCCACCCCUCUCAGCAUGGAACAAGCGCUGGAUGUGAGGGAUGCUUUUGUAAAGGGAAUUUACGGGAGGCUUUUUGUGUGGAUCGUGGAGAAGAUCAACGCUGCAAUUUACAGACCUCCUUCCCAGGAACUCAAAAGUAUCAGGAGAUCCAUUGGCCUCCUGGACAUCUUUGGCUUUGAAAACUUCACUGUGAACAGUUUUGAGCAGCUCUGCAUUAACUUUGCGAACGAGAACCUGCAGCAGUUCUUUGUGCGCCACGUCUUCAAACUAGAGCAGGAGGAGUACAACCUGGAGAACAUCAACUGGCAGCACAUCGAGUUCACUGAUAACCAGGAUGCCUUGGACAUGAUUGCCAUCAAGCCCAUGAACAUCAUCUCCCUCAUUGACGAGGAAAGCAAGUUCCCCAAGGGUACGGAUGCCACCAUGUUACACAAGCUGAACUCCCAGCACAAGCUUAACACCAACUAUAUUCCUCCAAAGAACAACUAUGAAACACAGUUCGGCAUUAACCACUUUGCUGGAAUUGUUUACUACGAAACAAAAGGUUUCUUGGAGAAAAACAGGGACACGCUGCAUGGAGACAUCAUUCAGCUGGUGCAUUCCUCAAAAAACAAAUUCAUCAAGCAGAUCUUCCAAGCAGAUGUGGCAAUGGGAGCGGAGACAAGGAAGCGCUCGCCGACGCUCAGCAGCCAGUUCAAGCGGUCCCUGGAGCUGUUGAUGAGGACUCUCAGCGUGUGCCAGCCCUUUUUCGUCCGCUGCAUCAAGCCCAAUGAGUACAAGAAGCCCAUGCUGUUUGAUCGGGAGCUGUGCGUCCGUCAGCUGAGGUACUCGGGGAUGAUGGAGACCAUCCGGAUCCGCCGGGCCGGCUACCCCAUCCGCUACACAUUUGUGGAGUUCGUGGACCGGUACCGGGUUCUCAUGCCUGGGGUGAAGCCAGCAUACAAGCAGGGCGACCUGCGUGGGACGUGCCAGCGCAUUGCCGAAGCGGUGCUCGGGAAGGAUGAUGACUGGCAGAUUGGCAAGACAAAGAUAUUCCUGAAGGACCACCAUGACAUGCUGCUGGAGAUUGAGAGAGACAAGGCCAUCACAGACAAAGUCAUCCUCAUCCAGAAGGUGGUCCGUGGGUUUAAAGACAGGUCCAAUUUCCUGAAAGUGAGAAACUCAGUCCUGAUGAUUCAGAGAUACUGGCGUGGACAUAACUGCAGGAAGAACUACGGUGCUAUGCGGAUCGGCUUCCUGAGACUGCAGGCCCUCUACCGAUCCCGCAAGCUCCACAAGCAGUACCACAUGGCUCGCCGGCGGAUCAUCGAGUUUCAGGCACGAUGCCGAGGCUACCUGGUCCGUAGGGCUUUCCGUCACCGCCUCUGGGCUGUCAUCACUGUCCAGGCCUAUGCCCGGGGCAUGAUCGCCCGAAGGCUGUAUAAGCGCCUGCGGGGGGAAUAUCAUCGACGCCUGGAAGCAGAGAAACUUCGGCUGGCAGAAGAGGAACGACUCCGAAAGGAGAUGAGUGCCAAGAAAGCCAAAGAGGAAGCAGAAAAGAAGCAUCAGGUACGCCUGGCCCAGCUGGCGCGGGAAGACGCAGAGAGAGAAGUAAAGGAGAAGGAGGAAGCACGUCGGAAGAAAGAGCUCUUGGAAAAAAUGGAGAAAGCUCGCAACGAGCCAGUGAAUGACUCAGAAAUGGUGGACAAAAUGUUUGGAUUCCUGGGGACAACUUCAUCUCUGCCUGGACAGGAAGGACAGGCACCCAAUGGCUUUGAGGAUCUUGAGCGAGCCCAGAAGGAGCUGGAGGAAGAGGACCUGGAUGCAGCAUUGCCUCUCCCUGAGGAAGAGGAGGAAGAUCUCUCAGAGUACAAAUUUGCCAAGUUUGCCGCCACGUAUUUCCAGGGCACGACGACACACACCUACAUCCGCCGGCCUCUCAAGCAGCCUCUCUUGUACCAUGAAGAUGAAGGAGACCAGUUGGCAGCACUUGCUGUAUGGAUCACUGUCCUCCGUUUCAUGGGAGACCUCCCUGAGCCGAAAUAUCACACAGCCAUGAGUGAUGGUGGCGAGAAGAUACCAGUGAUGACAAAAAUCUAUGAGACUCUUGGGAAAAAGACCUAUAAGAAAGAACUGCAGGCUCUGCAGGGAGAAGGAGAGAGUACUCACAUUGACGGGCACAAGAAGAACAGUGUGCGGCACAAACUGGUCUCCUUAACACUCAAGAAGAAAUCCAAACUGACGGAGGAGGUGAGAGGAGACGCUUGGCCGCCUGGCAGCACAAGUGCCGUUGGAUUGUCUGCAGCCCUCUCUGACUCUCUUCUGCUUUUCCCUAGACAACAUAGAACCAGCCCUCCUCUGGGUUUGGCGCUACCUGUCUCUCUGCCUGAAAGAUUUAAGGAGUGUUUAAGGGGAAAGGUGACAAAGAGACUUCACGAUGGUGAGUCUACACUCCAGGGUAAUAGCAUGCUCGAAGACCGACCCACCUCCAACCUGGAGAAGCUCCAUUUCAUUAUUGGUAAUGGCAUCCUCAGGCCAGCCUUAAGGGAUGAAAUCUACUGUCAAAUCUGCAAGCAGCUGACCCAGAACCCAUCCAAAAGCAGCCACGCCAGGGGCUGGAUCCUGAUGUCCCUCUGUGUGGGAUGUUUUGCUCCUUCUGAGAAGUUUGUAAAGUAUUUAAGGAACUUCAUCAACGGAGGCCCCCCGGGUUAUGCUCCCUAUUGCGAGGAGAGGCUGAGGCGGACGUUUGCCAACGGGACAAGGACGCAGCCACCCAGCUGGCUGGAGCUGCAGGCAACCAAAUCCAAGAAACCGAUCAUGCUGCCUGUCACAUUUAUGGAUGGGACAACAAAAACCCUAUUGACCGACUCUGCAACAACCGCUAAAGAGCUCUGUAAUUCUUUGGCCGACAAAAUCAGCCUGAAGGACCGAUUUGGCUUUUCACUUUACAUUGCACUUUUUGACAAGGUGUCCUCGCUGGGGAGCGGCAAUGACCAUGUGAUGGAUGCUGUGUCUCAGUGCGAGCAGUACGCCAAAGAGCAGGGGGCGCAGGAGCGCAAUGCACCGUGGCGGCUCUUCUUCAGGAAGGAGAUCUUCACUCCUUGGCACAACCCGAGCGAGGAUAAUGUGGCCACCAAUCUCAUUUACCAACAGAUCGUGCGAGGGGUUAAGUUUGGGGAGUACCGGUGUGACAAGGAAGAAGACCUGGCAGAACUGGCUUCCCAGCAGUACUAUGUGGAUUAUGGGUCAGAAAUGGUACUAGAAAGGCUGCUAAAUCUAAUUCCAUCCUACAUUCCGGACAGAGAGAUCACAGCUUCAAAAACAGUGGAAAAAUGGGCUCAGCUCAUUAUAGCUGCACAUAAAAAGGGAAUUUAUACUCAGAAGAGGACAGACCCAAAAAAAGUCAAGGAAGAGGUAGUGGAUUUUGCACGUUUCAAGUGGCCUUUGCUGUUUUCUCGGUUUUACGAAGCCUUCAAAUUCUCAGGGCCAAGCCUGCCUAAAAAUGAUGUGAUUGUAGCUGUCAACUGGACAGGGGUGUACUUUGUGGAUGAACAGGAGCAGGUUCUCUUAGAGCUCUCUUUCCCAGAGAUCACAGCUGUGUCAAGCAGCAGAGGGGGAAAGCUGCAAGGGCAGAGUUUCACCUUGGCCACCAUUAAAGGUGAUGAAUACACGUUCACCUCCAACAAUGCAGAGGAUAUCCGGGACCUGGUGGUGACCUUCCUUGAAGGACUAAGGAAAAGAUCAAAGUAUGUGGUCACUCUCCAAGACAACCCAAACCCUGUGGGAGAAGAAUCUGGGUUCCUCAGCUUCCUCAAAGGAGAUCUCAUAGUUCUGGACCAGGACACAGGAGAACAUGUGAUGAACUCAGGGUGGGCCAAUGGGUUCAAUGAACGGACCAAGCAAAGAGGGGAUUUCCCAACAGAUUCCGUCUACGUCUUGCCUACAGUCACCAUGCCUCCGCUGGAGAUUGUGGCACUGGUCACGAUGACCCCCGAUCAACGACAAGAUGUUAUCAGAACCUCUCAGAUGGCAAUUUCAGAGAGUGAAGAGAGAGUAAAGCCAUACACCUUGGAGGAAUUUUCCUAUGAUUAUUUUAGGCCACCUCCCAAGCACACCCUGAGCCGGGUCAUGAUCACCAAGAGCCGCGGGAAGGACAAGCUGUGGUGUUACACCCGUGAGCCCAUCAAACAGCCACUGCUCAAGAAGAUCCUGGGCAGUGAGGAGCUGUCCCAAGAAGCCUGCAUGGCCUUCAUUGCAGUGCUGAAGUACAUGGGUGACUACCCAUCCAAAAGGACCCGCUCAGUCAAUGAGCUGACAGACCAAAUAUUUGAAGGUGCCUUGAAAGCUGAACCCCUGAAGGAUGAAAUCUACUGCCAGACCCUCAAGCAGCUCACGGACAACCACAUCAAGUACAGUGAAGAGAAAGGCUGGGAGCUGUUGUGGUUGUGUACAGGCCUUUUCCCUCCAAGUAACAUCCUCCUGCCCCAUGUCCAGAGGUUCCUGCAGUCCCGGAAACAUCACCCCUUGGCAGCAGACUGCAUCCAGAGACUCCAGAAAGCCCUGAGGAAUGGAUCCAGGAAGUACCCGCCCCAUCUGGUAGAAGUGGAAGCCAUUCAACACAAAACUACCCAAAUUUUCCACAAGGUUUACUUCCCUGAUGACACCGAUGAGGCAUUUGAGGUGGAGUCCAGCACGAAAGCCAAGGACUUCUGCCAGAACAUCUCCAACAGGCUGCUUCUGAAGUCCUCGGAGGGCUUUAGCCUCUUCGUCAAAAUCUCCGACAAGGUCAUCAGUGUGCCCGAGGGAGAUUUCUUCUUUGACUUCGUGAGACACCUGACAGACUGGAUAAAGAAAGCAAGACCGGCAAAAGAUGGUAUAGUGCCUUCCCUCACCUACCAAGUGUUCUUCAUGAAAAAGCUGUGGACCAACACAAUGCCUGGAAAAGACUCGAUGGCAGACUCCAUCUUCCACUAUUACCAGGAGUUACCAAAGUACCUGCGCGGCUACCACAAGUGCACACGGGAAGAGGUCCUGCAGCUCGCAGCUCUCAUCUACCGGGUGAAGUUUGAGGAUGACAAGUCCUAUUUCCCCAGCAUCCCCAAGCUCCUGAAGGAGCUGGUGCCUCAGGACCUUGUCCGUCAGCUCUCUCCAGAUGACUGGAAAAGGUCCAUCGUGGCAUACUACAAUAAGCAUGCGGGCAAAACAAGAGAAGAAGCCAAGCUUGCCUUCCUAAAGAUUAUCUUCAAGUGGCCUACAUUUGGAUCAGCAUUCUUUGAAGUGAAGCAAACUACAGAGCCAAAUUAUCCAGAAAUCCUUUUAAUUGCCAUCAAUAAACAUGGAGUCAGCCUCAUCGAUCCUAAAACCAAGGAUAUUCUCAUCACUCACCCCUUCACCAAGAUCUCCAAUUGGAGCAGUGGCAACACGUACUUCCAUAUUACCAUCGGCAACCUGGUGAGAGGAAGCAAGCUGCUCUGCGAGACCUCCCUGGGGUACAAGAUGGAUGAUCUUUUGACCUCAUACAUCAGCCAGAUGCUUACAGCCAUGAGCAAACAGAGGAGUGCAAAGGGUAGCAAGUGAACUGCAAGAAGCCACUGGCAGGUGGCCAUGGGGCUGAUUCACCAGCUGAAGCCUGUGGGAUACCCAUGCAGCUGGGGGAGCACCUUUGCCUCCCAGAUGUGGAAGAUGAGCCGAACACCAUCAGGGAGUUCGCUGGACUCUGACCUUGAGGGCUCAAAUCCCACCUCCCCUUCCAGCGAAGACGACUAUCUCUGACCUCCCGUUCUCCUUCCCCACCCUGCACUCCGACUCCAUCUUACACCUCAAAGAUUUCCAGGGGACACCACCGCUCUCAGACAGUGACUGAGCAAAGACACUCCGGCAGGAGGUUUGCCUGAACCCAAUGGUUGGCAUCGCAAAGGCUCUUGGAAGAGGAUUUGUCUGUGUGUGUGUCUGUGUGUGUGUGCAUGUGCGUGUGUGUGGCUUGGUUUGGUUUGCUUUUUUCUUAAGUGAGAGCUCUCAGGAUGCUAACGGCUUUUGGUGAGGUUAUGGGCAUUUCAGGUUUGAAGAGGAAUAACAGAGCCCCAGCCUAUGCUGGAAAGCUAUCCAGUGAACACUGAAGGGCUUAUUUUUUUGACAUUACGAAAGAACACAUUCUGUUCUUAAGAAGGACAGAAAGAAAAAGCAGGCUGGGAGGAGCACAUUUUAACUAGGAAUCAGAAUAAACAAACUACUGAUCGAACAGGAUAGAGUACUAAAGUGCGGUCCGUGCAAUGCUGGAAAUAUUUAAAGAACAAAUUUUAAAGUUUUGUUUCUUCUUCUAUUUAUUUUUAAAAAUAUUAAAAAGGAAAAAAAAAAAAUAACCUGCAUUUUGUGCCGGUAUCUGGAUGCUGACUUGGGGCUGAGGGCGACCUGCAGGACAAUCCCUUGCCCAGGGAUUCCCCAAGAGCCGUGAUUGCCGGAGGCUGAGUAAGGCACAUCUUUCCCAACUUAUGGACUCAGCUGGAAGUGAAGCUUGGAAGACUAAUUAUCUCCUUUUGCCCCCUGUGCUCAGGCAAAUUAACCCUGGGACGAUCUUUACUGCAAGCUUCAACAUGGAUGUAGGGGUUUUGAAGUCCCCAUGCUUGGAGGACCGAGGCCAAGCCUGUGUUGAGCUAUGAUUCAUACAGAGACUUGGACAUCAGGGUUGGAAACAGCUAAUGAUUUUAUUGUGCUUUUGUGUGUGUUGCUGUAUAAAAUGGCUCUUUGCAAGUCCCAGCUGGACCUGAAGCACUCACAGCGAGGGCAGGCCCUUGAUUUCGGUGGGCUUUUCUCCAUCUUUGGUUGGCUGUACUAAUCUGCUGUCUGGUUGUUCCACAUGACACCACGCAGUGCGGACCAGCCUCCUUUGAGCAGAGAUGGGACCUGCCAGCACAGAGGAGGCUGAAGCCACGUUGUGUUUGGGAGGGAAGGAGGGGAAGGAGCCUGGGAUGCCCUUCUAAAAUCCAGGCUUCAAAGGAGGACAUUGCCUGGGUGUGUGGCAGCACGAGGGGUGAGAAUUGUCCACCAAGACCUGGUGCUGGUGUCACUAACACUGAGUGGAGCUCAGUAGAUGUGGGAGACCUCUCUUGGUCCUGUGCAUUGGGCUGAGUUUGGCUGCUUUCAUAAAAUUCCAUAUUGUAGGGUGUCGUGUGUUGUUCUGCUGCUCAGCUGGGCUCGGUCGCCCAACAGCAUGGUGUGCCAGGCAGAGUCGGCAGCACUGCCUACCAUUCAGGGACCGUGACAUCCGACUGGGAUGUAGCAGUGACUUUGGACCUCAGUUGUUUCACCAAAGCCAACGAGGUACUGCACGGAGACACCCACCAGCCAGACAGGGCUGCUAGGGGAUCUUCCUCCACCACCCCCCUGCCCAAGGCACUCUGGUGAUGGGAGCGCGGUUACACCAGCCAAGGCUAGACUGGGAGCUGAGCUGCCUUCUCACCAUCCCUCUCUGAUGCAUCUCUCCCCUCCCUAGCUGCCAGGACCCAGCUGUCCCAGGGAUGCCACCUGUCCUUAGACACAUGCCCAUCAUCCCCACCACCACCACUGCCUCUGUGAGCCUCCAGCCAUCCCUGCUUCCCACAGCAAGCUCAGUAGACAAUGUGGCAUAGCAAUCUCUUCCAGCAUUGUCCUGGGCCAGCUUGCCCACGCCACCACCCUCGUCCCUCCACUCACAACUCUGUCAGCCUCCCACGCACCCCACCGUUUUGGGGGUGCCGGGACUCUGUGUGCGUGUGCCUGUGUGUCAUAUGUAUUAGCGUCUGCUGCCCUCUUUGUAUUCACACCAAGCAAUGUAACAUGAAAAACAUAUG